GGCGCCGCGGGGGCGCAGGGUCACCAUCUUGAAUAUGCUGAAGCCGCAGGUAGUCCAAAACUCCUCCUCCGGGGCGAAGGAGAUCGGCGGCGGUGGGUUUCUUUCCAGUGGGUGGUACUACGCAAAUCAGAGUUUGCUCUUGGGUGUCUUGUUAGCAAUUGCAGGAAACUUUCUCAUCAGCAUCUCUUUGAAUCUGCAGAAAUGCUCCCAUCUACGACUGAUGCACCAAGCCAGUCAGAAGCCUUGCUACAGAAGCAAGCUGUGGUGGUGUGGAACGAUUCUUAUGGGGAUUGGAGAACUCGGGAACUUUGCUGCGUAUGGCCUUGCUGCGGCUAUGGUCAUCGCUCCCCUAGGAAGCAUGGCUGUCAUCGGUAGUGCAGUUAUAUCUAUCAUGUUUUUGAAAGGGAGCAUUAGAUCUGAAGGCAUAUUAGGUGGAACUAUGACCAUUGCAGGAACAUUUUUAUUGGUGACAUUUGCUCCACGCAUUACACAAGAACUCACAGCAAGAAAGAUACAGAAUGAUUUAGUAAGCUGGCAGUUCUUGAUUUAUGUGAUCUUGGAAAUAAUAACAUUCUGCAUACUGUUCUAUUUCCAUAAAAGAAAGGAAGUGAAACACAUUGUGAUUCUGUUAGUAAUGGUAGCACUGCUAGCAUCUUUGAGCAUCAUUUCAACAAAAGCUGUGGCAACCAUGAUUAUGGUUUCUGUGAAGGGGAACAUGCAGCUCACCUACCCCAUUUUCUAUGUCAUGUUCAUUCUAAUGGUACUAACUUGUACAUUCCAAGUCAAGUUCUUGAACAAAGCAAUGAAUCUCUAUGCUGCUGCAGAAGUCAUCCCGAUGAACUAUGUGUUCUUCACUAUUAGUGCUAUUCUGACAGGGGCCAUAUUUUAUCAGGAAUUCCAAGGUGCAGUUCUGCUGAGCGGUUUCAUGUUUCUAUUUGGGUGCUUUCUGUCUUUUGUUGGGGUGUUUAUAAUCACCCAGAACAGAGGCAAUGAACCUCUGACGAGUUUUUAUAUUGACUAUGGACACAUUCCUGGGAAGAAGAUGAAGAGCAAAAUACAGCCAGAUUCAAACAGCUUAUCCUAUGGCUCUUUAUGUAAUGAAUGUGACUCUGUGAAGACUCACAGCUAAGAGAAAAAAAGCAUCUUAAAUUCCAGUUAACAAGAAAAACCUUCUAUUUAUUGGCUUUGUAUUCAACACCACCCUUUUAUCACACAUGUUCAUUAUGUGUCAAGUUAUUUUAUCCUGACAGCUCUUAUAGUUAUUUAAUCCUCUUUGAGGAUCCCCUGACUAUCACAAA
Varanus komodoensis (Komodo dragon) is the source of this 1298-nucleotide messenger RNA. RefSeq names its product NIPA like domain containing 2 (gene NIPAL2). Gene Ontology annotation, molecular function: magnesium ion transmembrane transporter activity. NCBI's taxonomy places the organism in Eukaryota, Metazoa, Chordata, Lepidosauria, Squamata, Varanidae. Gene Ontology annotation, cellular component: membrane. Gene Ontology annotation, biological process: magnesium ion transport. The record is from RefSeq and is a predicted model, not a curated record. The transcript has 11 exons. The coding region runs from base 35 to 1129 and encodes 364 amino acids.